Molecule: messenger RNA, 1440 nt
Organism: Quercus lobata
Lineage: Eukaryota; Viridiplantae; Streptophyta; Magnoliopsida; Fagales; Fagaceae
Product: Reticulon family protein
Exons: 5
Coding region: 346-1041 (231 amino acids)
Biological process (GO): response to bacterium
Source: RefSeq, a predicted model, not a curated record
UUAUCUUGGCUAUUCGUAGCCUUUCAAGGCGACCAAAUAUAGUAUCGCCUCAACAAAACCUUUCAGUUCAAUAUUAUCACCGCGGAGCUUGUAAAGUCGACUUUGACCAUUUCUUAGUUUCUUUUAGAGCUGGCCACGUAUUCACCUCGGAAAGCGUGAAGUUGACUACUCCAGAAUUCUGAUCCCAACUCGGAGUCUCGUACACAAAAAGAAAAGUUAUUCUCAGCUUUCAAAAAUUUUGAAACCAACUUGAAAAAUUCUCAGUUGCCCAAUCCAAGUUUUUGCCUCAUCUUUCUCCUUCUGGGGUUUUCAACUUGUCUGGGGUUGUAUUAGUUCUGGGUUUUCAUGGAAAGUCCAGAGGACUUGUGUAACAUAGAGGAUGAUGAGGACGCAAGAAAGGCCACAGCUUGCACAUCUUCAGGUAGCCCAGGAGAGUCAGCUUACCGAGGCACAAUCCACAGUUUUAUGGGUGGAGGUAAAGCUGCUGAUAUUCUAUUGUGGAAGCGGCGGACUGCUUCUUUUGGUGUCAUUGUUGUUGCUACAGUUGCAUGGCUCCUAUUUGAGCGGUCUGGAUUAUCAUUCUUAUCAAUUUGUUCAGAUGUGUUGCUGAUUUUAAUCAUACUAUUAUUUCUUUGGGCCAACUAUAACGUUAUCAGAGAUAGACAAUUACAAACAUUACCGGAGCUAGUAUUAUCAGAGGAAAUGGUUAAUAAUGCUGCAGCAUCAUUUCGUGUUAAAAUCAAUAAUGUUCUGCAUAUGGCUCACGACAUCACUCUUGGCAAGGAUUUUAGACUUUUUUUCAAGGUGGUGGUCUGUAUGUGGCUCUUGUCUGUCAUCGGUAGCUACUUCUCUUUCUUCACUCUUGCAUAUAUUGGAACCAUCAUAUCAAUUACAGUUCCUGCGUUGUACAGCAAAUAUGAGGAACCUGUUGAUAGGUGUUGCGGAAUAAUCCAACGACAAUUUUCAAAGCACUAUAAAAUAGUGGAUGAUGGUGUUUUUAGCAGACUCCCCCGGAAUUUUUCUAAGAACAAGGAUUCAUAGUUCUGAAAUUCUAGUUUCAGUAAUGAAUAACAAAGUGGGCUGUUUUGGAGUUGCAGUGGCUGUUCUCAAGUUAUCUGUAUGUUUGUUAUUUGUUAUCUUUUUGUUGGUGGACCAAGACCGAAAUCCUUGGUUCUCUCUGUACGUAAUGGGUGGAAUGCCCAUUCUCUUUCAUUAGAAUUGAUUAAGAAAAUUUGUGAGCUUGGCACAGCCGUGUAGAUUUGGAAGUUUUGAAUAGCCAGCUUUUCUUCUGUUACAUGUUCUUGAAGCGGCUCAGUGGCCUAAACUUUAUUUUGUGAAAACCCCAAAACAGAUGGCUUUGGCCAUGUGGCCUAUUAUCAUAACAAUAUCAGUCCACUGGGAAAAGAUUAUCGACUUUAUGGUUUCCAGCUAUUGCGAUAA